This is a messenger RNA of Colius striatus (speckled mousebird), 2289 nucleotides long. It is a transcript of the gene CCDC181, whose product is annotated as coiled-coil domain containing 181. The record is from RefSeq and is a predicted model, not a curated record. The transcript is spliced from 6 exons. NCBI's taxonomy places the organism in Eukaryota, Metazoa, Chordata, Aves, Coliiformes, Coliidae. Bases 109 to 1689 code for a protein of 526 amino acids. Gene Ontology annotation, molecular function: microtubule binding.
AGACAAGAGCAGACGCAAAGCAGAUCUCCUGAAAGCCAAUAGUGCACCAAGCAAAGACUCUUGGUGGCUACAUCUGAAGAUAUAGUAUUAUUCUAAGACAUCAGCAAAAUGAAUAAAAAGGAAGACCAAGGAGAUCCAGCAGAUAUGGAUGAUUUAACAGAAAGUGAAGAAUAUGAGGAUGAUUUUGAAAAAGACCUCGAAUGGCUAGUUAAUGAAGAAGAAAAAGAAGACAAUGGUGAAAGAGAGAAUCCUGAAAAAAAUGAAGAGGAUACUGAUACACAAAUUGUUAAAGAUGCAGGUGACUUUGAAGAAGACAAUGAGGAAAUGGAAGAAAAUCCAGGUCAACUUUCAGAGGCAGAUGUAGAUGCGAAAGUGAGACUCUCCAAUGAAGCAAGUUUGGAAUCCAGGUCUGAUAUUAACCAGGAGGAGAGUGUGUCUGAUACUGACAGUGAAAGCUGUAUCCAAGAAUCCAAGAUGGAAAACCUGCAGGAACUGGAUGAAGAGGAAGAUGAAGAAAUAAAACGUUAUAUCUUAGAAAAGAUUGAAGAAGCCAACAAACUGCUGGAGAAUCAGGCUCCUGUGGAUCAAAACAGAGAACGGAAACUAAAAUUUAAGGAUAAGUUGGUGGAUCUUGAAGUUCCUCCUCUAGAAGAUGCUGAAGUUUGUAAAACCGACCUUGCAAGAGGAGAUGAUGUUUCAGAUAGGCUAUCUCAGUUGCAUAUUUCUAAUGAAAUGGGGCAGGAAAGUGCAUCACUUUCCCCACAUGCUGGCAAGGAUGAGGAAAAGAAGGAUGGUAAAAUCUUAGUGGAAAAAGAUGGGAAGUUUGAACUCUUAAGUUUACAUGAUAUUGAAAGCCAGGGCUUUUUGCCCCCAAUAAGUGUUUCUUUUACUGAUAUUGAAACUCAACGUAUGUCUCCAAAAUCUUCACACUGUGGUCCUUUUGGCACUGCCUCUCAUAUGAAGGAAGUACCUGCAGUUAGACCAGGAGCACAUUCUUUUUCUGCUGGUGGAGAGGAGUGUGCGUAUUUCCCUAAGCCUCCGUCUAACCCCAGGUGUCGUCCGAAUUCUGCUGUCAAUGCUGCAAGAGGUCUGGCAAAGCGGAAGGCUCCGCAGAGAGCACAGUCUGCAAAUGUGCCCGUGAGGAGCUCCACUUACUGUCUUUCUCCCAGACAGAAAGAAUUGAGGAAGCAAAUAGAACAAAGGAAGGAAAAACUGAGGAAAGAGGAGGAAGAAAGGAAAAGGGAACAAGAAGAACAGAAGAGAAGAGAGAAUGAAAUGGUUUUUAAGGCUUGGUUACAGAAGAAGAAAGAACAAGUGCAAGAAGAGAAGCGAAUUCGUCGUGCAAAGGAGCUAGAAGACUUGAACAGCAAAGACAGGAGCAGGAAUCCAGAAGAAGCCUUCAAGUUAUGGCUCAAAAAAAAGCAUCAAGAACAUAUGAAAGAAAAACAGAUAGAAAUUUUGAGACGCCAAGCUGAGGGAAUUGCGUUUUUUCCAAGAACAGAGGAAUGCAACAGAGCCUUUAAAGAAUGGCUAAAACGAAAGAGAGAAGAAAAACGAGCAGAAGAGCUUGCUGCUAAAGAGAGAGCAAGGCAGCUUAGAUUAGAAGCCAGAAGGGCCAAACAGAUGCAGAACAUCCACUGUAUUAAUUCAGAGCCCAAAUCCUUUCGCUUCACAGACCACUACAGUUGAAAAUUUGAUAUAACCACAAGGUUCGUGGUGGCAACCCUCUUUUUUAUGGCUUGAGCUUUUGCUCUUUACAGCUACUGACUUUUUUUUGUGGUGUUUUUAAUGCUUUGAAGCAAGUUUAACAAUUACCUUUGCUGACAAUGACUUUAUUUAUUUGUAAUUUUAUUGAAAAGCCUGCUUUUAUGUGUAACUCAGGGAUCUUCUUGGUUUGACCAAAUUUAAAUGAGUGAGAGAUCUAUAUACAAGGGUGGCAAAUACCUGUCUUUAAAAGGCACUUUAUACUCAAGUCCACCAUGAAUUCCUGGAUGCAGGCUAUUACGUAAAGUAUUGAAUUUUUGCUGGAUUAAUAUUGUUGUUCGCUGCUGCUUGUGGUGAAGACUGUACGAGGUGUCAUGUUGUUGGAAAAUGCAGUUGCUUGUACCACUUCUUCUUGAUCUGUUGACCAGCUGCUAAUUCUGGCUAGACCCGAGGGCUGUUUUAUUUCAGUUCAGGGGGAGUGGUCAGUGAAGGCUAACGUAUAUGUAAACAUGCCACAGUUUUUAAAAUGUAUUUCUGUGAGUCAUAGCCAGUAGCUUUCUAUCACGUGGAAUUAAAAGGUUGUGU